CUUCCAAUGCCCAUCUCACAGCAUUUCGAAAUUCCGCUUGUUAGAGAGAAGGGGGUCGCGAGACUUGGCCCAUGUUUUUGGGCUGGUCGCCAGACAAAACGUUUAAGAACCACUGGUCUAGAGCAACUUACAAUGGCAUAAAACUCUCUAAUAUUCAAAGCGAAAAAUGUGCUGCUGAGUUUGUGUACUAGCCGUACUGCUGAAGUAGGCUAGUCCAGCCUGGUGAGACAGGCCAGGAUCUGUCGGGGAUGGUAGAGGUUGUGGCAUGUGCUUUCAAGAUGUAUUGCCAAGGGACAGAUGAUGCGAGCCAGCUUUGGCAGGGUGUGCGUGUAUGUUUUACACAAGAUCAGAUAAUGUUAAAUGCAAUGACAUUCUACUGCCGUUCCUAAAGUUUCCAUUGUGUUUCCGUGAGCAUGAUUCAGAAUAUGAUUUAAUAUCUCUAUUUCCGUAGUGGGCCGAGGGCGGCCAAAAUAAACCGAAUAUAAGAGAUAAGAAUCUACUGCGCCAUCGCCUUUGACGUUUAAGAAAUCCGGACAGCCACAGUAGUCUAGAAAAUAUAUAUCAGUAAUUGCCAUAUUGUUGAAGGGCGUCUGUCUGCGCGGGAGCAUAGGCUACGCAUGAAUUUGACAUCAUAAUGGUGUUGGAUUUGAAUGGAAUUUGAAUUUCAGCUCGGACGGGUGUGGGUAAACAGUUUGACGAGUGCGCUCAGGUAAACGGAUGGAUUCGGAGGAGAGCACCGUGUCGUUACGGCAACAGAACGAUCAGCUACGGCAAGAGAAUGAGUACCUGAAGCUGACGCUGGGUCUUCUGCGGGAGAAUCAGACCCUCCGGUCCAAACUUUACGGCACCGACCCGUCCACUGCCCACGGCCCGCUAGAAAAGGUCAGUGCUGUGACCUGGGAGGACACGCUGGACGAUGGCUGCUUCACCAUUGACCUCCUGAAGGCUCCUCACAGGACCUCGUCUCCCUUGGAGACCACCACGGCCAAGAAGUCCGCACUGAAGAGCCCGCACCUGGACAAUGACCAGCAGGAGAGCUACCUGCCGCAGGUGAAAGUAUGUGUGUGUGCAUGUGUGCCUGUUUGUGCGUCUGUGUGUGUGUGUGUGUGGUCAUACCCAGAGCGGCUGGUCGGUGAGAUAGCGUUCCAGCUGGACCGGAGGAUUCUGGGUAACGUGUUCCAGGAGCAGCACCGACUCUACGGCUUCACAGUGGCCAACAUCCCCGACAAGAUCACACAGGUGUGCACCCACCCUGUGAGUGGUAAAGUGGACGAGUCUCUGCGGACGCGUCUGACGGGCCAGUACCAUGCGCUGCUCGAGCGGUUGGGCCGUUUUGGCUACAAUGCCGGACACCACGCGUCCUUUGCUGAGUUCAUGGUGAACACCUACGGAAUCCUGCGGCAGCGGCCGGACCCACGCAGCGCCCAGAACAGUUGCUAUGGAAACCCAGCGUCCCUGCAGCGCCUGGUGGUCAACACGGUGCCCUCCACCCUGCUCAAGGACGCCCUGCUGCUGCACACCUGCCUCUGUUACCUGGCCGAGCAGGAUGGGAAACCCCUUUUCCUGUGGUAGCCACACCUCUUCCUGUGGUAGCCACGACUCUUCCUUUGGUGGCCAGACCUCUUCUCGUGAAAACCACACCCUUUAUUGGGAUAGCCACAUCUGUUUCAGUGAUAGACAUCUUCCAGCAGUGCUGGUUACACCCCCACAUAGACAUCAAACUUUUACACAUGCAUUAGCGCAUAUACUGUAACUGUUGAAAUAACUGUUCACACUUACACACACUCUUGCCCUCUCUCUCAGACACACACACAAAUUCCUGAUCCAACAGUGUUUAUUCUUUUGCUCACUCACACUCACUCCCUUUGUAGCAUGGCCAGGUGUGAGAGGGGGGUAGAAACCAUUCUGAUAAAACCUCAUCUCAAACCA
Molecule: messenger RNA, 1929 nt
Organism: Alosa sapidissima (American shad)
Lineage: Eukaryota; Metazoa; Chordata; Actinopteri; Clupeiformes; Clupeidae
Product: speriolin-like protein
Exons: 4
Coding region: 718-1572 (284 amino acids)
Source: RefSeq, a predicted model, not a curated record